Molecule: messenger RNA, 3478 nt
Organism: Synchiropus splendidus (mandarinfish)
Lineage: Eukaryota; Metazoa; Chordata; Actinopteri; Syngnathiformes; Callionymidae
Gene: rab39bb
Product: RAB39B, member RAS oncogene family b
Exons: 4
Coding region: 433-1074 (213 amino acids)
Biological process (GO): Rab protein signal transduction
Cellular component (GO): Golgi membrane
Molecular function (GO): GTP binding; GTPase activity
Source: RefSeq, a predicted model, not a curated record
ACUGAUGCGGGAUGAGUCAGGCUCUAUGAUGCUGCUGCCAUUUCAUCGGCAGCGAAAACACAUAAACACGCUGCAAAGAAACACCUGGUGUGGCGGGGCCCCCUCUGGCAGCGAGCACAUCCAGUCCAUGACCAGCGACGACUGACAAGACCAGCCGUUGAAGAUUGCCUUUCGAGCACCCGCUGUGUCAGAAGCCGCUCUGGGGCCUGGUGCUAACAAGGAGAUCUGUCCGGGCCUGACAAGACCCGAGACCCCCAGCAGAACCGAGGCUCGAGGCUGACCAGUCGCUGCCAUGGAGUCCACACCAGCCGCGUUCUGAUACGGCAGAAGAGGACCGACACACCAAACAUUUGUUUUAGUGAGGGAAUCUCCGCCGAAGCGACACACCAGCGCUCAGACAGACAGGGGACGGACGGACAGACGGCACGAGUCAUGGAGGCGAUCUGGCUCUAUCAGUUCCGGCUCAUCGUCAUCGGGGAUUCCACGGUGGGGAAGUCGUGUUUGAUCCGGCGCUUCACCGAGGGUCGCUUCGCGCAGGUGUCGGACCCCACGGUCGGCGUCGAUUUCUUCUCCCGGCUGGUGGAGAUCGAACCCGGGAAGAGGAUCAAGCUGCAGAUCUGGGACACCGCGGGUCAGGAGCGCUUCCGCUCCAUCACCAGGGCGUACUACCGCAACUCUGUGGGUGGGUUGCUGUUAUUUGACAUCACCAAUCGCAGGUCCUUCCAAAACGUCCACGAAUGGUUGGAGGAGGCUCGCAGUCACGUCCAGCCGCACAGCAUCGUUUUCCUUCUGGUGGGCCACAAAUGUGACCUUGAGCCACAGCGUCAGGUGACACGUCAAGAGGCGGAGAAGCUGGCGGGGGCGUAUGGGAUGCGUUACGUGGAAACGUCGGCCCGCGACGCCAUCAACGUAGAGCACGCUUUCACUGAGCUGACCAGGGAGAUCUUCGCUCUGGUGCGGUCCGGGGACAUCACCAUACAGGAGGGCUGGGAAGGUGUCAAGAGUGGGUUCGUUCCCAACGUGGUCCAUUCCUCGGAGGAAGUGACCAAAAGUGACCGCCGCUGUCUCUGCUGAUCUGGGAAGGGACUGACGGUGAGAAAUCCAGAGAGGGCUGACGGACUGACGGGUCGGAUCCUCUUCUGUUCUUACUUUGAACUGCUGAGCGAUGAUCUGGGGAAGAUGUUCUCUGAGGCUCACAGAAGAUGAUGAUGAACGCCAUGAACACAGAUUCCAAAGGCUCGUAUCCACUUUUAUUUGCCUUUUCAAAUAGAAGGGAUCAGAAAUUAUGUAAAUCCUUAAGUACCAUUUUUGGCCUCAACACCAAAAACCCUUCCCAAAAGUAUAAAGGCCUUAGAAAGGAGACCCACGUGGGUCCCUCACAAAACAGGAUGGAAAUCUCAUUCUCUCCCUGGUCCUUUCCUAUAUGCAAUUACAUAAAAGAUAUUUAAGUUCUCACUUGAUUUCAUCUUCAAGACUUGUUUCCGUGUGGAUGUUUCUUUCAUGUUUGACUAUCAGCGCUCACUGACAUAUUCCUGGAGACCCAAAAGAAGAAGACAGGAUGAUGGAUCCUCUUACUUUGGAUGCUCUUGUUUGGGGCCUCCAGUGGUCCAGUGACACUGAAACAUGCUUUUGCUGAACAGCGCACCCUAGAAAAGGAAAACACUGCCCAUGCUUUUCCACACAAGAGCUGAGAGAGAAAGACUCCUAACUAGUCCUUUUUUGCCUUCAGACUUCAAAAAGAACCGAGUGGAACGUUGCACCUUAAAGUCCACCUUGACUGUGGAGCCAUACCGCGGGACAUUUCUACAAAACUCUUGACGUCCAGGAUUGUCGACAGAGAGGGACCUGAUCGGUUUCUACUUACAAACCUGCCACUUUAACCACAAUGCACGCAUUCAGAGUACGACUGUGUAACCAAGCCAAGGUCCAGUCAGCAUGCUUCAAUACGACCAAGACAAGACAUGAACCUGGACAUUUGUUUCUUGGCAUCAUCGACACAGAUCAUACGAUUGUACCUGCACCACAUCACACGCUCAUGGUAAAAUUUCCAUUAUGACCUUAACAUGUUGAAGCCUGAAUCUUGUUGCCGAUCAAAUAAACCAGGGGAGAAAAAAGUCCUCACGUACAUGUUGAGGUGGAGGGUCACACAGCUUAUUCAGUAAAGACUGUUACUGUACUGAGAAGUAUCAAUCCCAAAACACAGUUUGGAGACACCAGGUCAUAAGUCAGUGCUACCUGCUGCCGUUUAUUUAGCUUUCCUAAUGACUAAAUGCCUUCAUUUAUUAAUUCAAACUGCCAUGUAAACCCACUAAUAUAAGACAGAGUAUCAUUGUUUUUGUUUUCUCCAUUAUGUGUCCAGAGAGUCUGUUAGCCACACCCACGACGCAUUUCAGAGAGUCAUCAUUAAGAAGGUCACACCUCUGAAUCGGCUGUGCUUACGACAAAGAACAUUCUUAAUAAAACAUGAAACUAGAAGCAGACAGCGAUUGUUUUACAUAGGAAAGGCAGCCUGAUGUUUCAACUAAACGUGCAGGACAGAAGGUCCAUAUGAAGUCAGAGCAGCUAGUGAUGGCCUCAUGAGGCGUGGUGAACCAGAGGUCUGAAAUCCUUGGAUUUUAAACAACUAGUUCAAUGAACCUCACUCCAUUAUAAACCAAGAGCGCCACCUACUGAGCUCUGAAAAGGAGGACAGCGUUUGGUGAAGCAGCCCAUCACUAAUAGCAGCCCUCAGAAACAAGGAAUUAUUCAUUCAAACCUGAACAGUCUUGUUUCUGCAGUCCUAACUCAAACGUCAGCGACAGCUCCAAAGCAGUUGUGCACUGAAGACUUCCAGCCAAAGCUAUGCAAUUGUGACUGCACAACGUGACUAUAAUGUUAAGGAUUGUUCUUAAAUUCCUGUGGGAAGUAGAUAGUGUGACAGCAACACCUUAAAAAUGACAGCUUCAUUUUUAGUGCAGCCAAUAUCUCCGCCAGAGAUAUGGUGACAGGUGUAAUAGGGCGAGUGCUUUUCAGCUUGGAAUGAAGUCCAUGCAGCGGGGGUGCAAUAUUAUUACCGAGUUGCAGUGGGAAGGUGCUUUUUCCAUAGACUGGAGCGGUAAUCCCACCACCCUGGUCUGGAAUGGCUAAGUCAGAGCUUGCUAGAGCAGCUACUUCCAGAAGUCUGCCUGCACAAGUGUAAAGUAAAAUCUAAAUCGCCAGAGCUGACAUAGUUUCUACUUUAACAAGUAGAUGGUGGACACCUGCAACUUCAGUCUGUGCAACUUUCGUGGGCGUGCUUUUCAUUGAACGCCGCUACAAUUGUUAUCUUCACGCUGACGUCCCGGUGAAAGAUCACGGAUUUGCUGGUGGAAUGUACAGACAUGCAGGGAGGCGACACAAACCCGAAUCAUGUUAACAAUGUGUUCAUGUUGUACCAUGGGUAACACCAGGGAGGCUUGUUCUUCCUUUUAGGGCACAUGUUCAUUGAAAAUAAACAGCU